Molecule: messenger RNA, 3240 nt
Organism: Nezara viridula (southern green stink bug)
Lineage: Eukaryota; Metazoa; Arthropoda; Insecta; Hemiptera; Pentatomidae
Source: the annotation of a GenBank genome assembly
AAUAAACAGUAAACUAAUAAAUACAUAUUUACUUUAUACAAAAAAUAUUUUAUAUAAACAUCGACAUUUAAAAAUAACUUUAGAUCAAUGAUAUCUAAACUAAACAUUGGAAGAAAAUUAUGUAUCAUAAAAAAUAUAAAAUAUGAAUUAAAUAACAUAUUACUGUAACAUUUUAUUAUGUUUUUUAGCAAAGUUCAUUUGUCUACAUUGCAUACAUUGGUGAAAUGAAUGGAGGAGGUAAUGCACUGUUCCCCAGUCUUUGUUUACCGCGCGGUAAAAAGUGGUAGAGUUAAUGGGACCGUGUUAAAUACUUUAUCAGUUGUUUAUAGUAUUAUUUUUCUGAUGAUUAUAUGAUGGAUGUGUUAGAAUUUAGUGACAUAACUGCCGAGAUAAAGGGUGCUUUGUGCCCUGGACGGCUAAAAUUAACUGAUCAGAAUAUCAGUUUUAAAAAUAACAGAACAGGUAAAGUUGAUCAACUUGUUGCUACUGACUUAGAACUUUGUAACUGGCAGAAGUUAGUUGGGACCUGGGGUCUUAGGCUAUUUCUAAAAAAUGGUUCUCUGCACAGAUAUACAGGAUUUAAAGAAUCUGAAGUUGAUAAAGUUGCAAAGUUUUUUAAAUCAAAAUAUUCUCAUGAUCUUUCUGAAAAAGAGCUCAGUGUCAAAGGAUGGAAUUGGGGAACUGCUAAAUUUGCCGGAUCCAUUCUAAGUUAUGAUGUCAAUAAUUUAACAGCCUUUGAAAUACCUCUUAGCAAUGUUAGUCAGUGUACAACUGGUAAAAAUGAAGUUACUGUGGAAUUUCAUCAAAAUGAUGAAGCUCCAGUGAGCUUAAUGGAAAUAAGAUUCCAUAUCCCACCAUCUGAAAAUGCAGGUGAUGAUCCAGUCGAUGCAUUCCACAGUCAAGUUAUGCAAAAAGCCAGUGUCAUAUCUGUAUCUGGUGAUGCAAUUGCCAUAUUUAGAGAAAUUUACUGUCUUACGCCUAGAGGUCGUUAUGAUAUCAAAAUAUUUCAGUCUUUUUUUCAACUUCAUGGUAAAACAUUUGAUUACAAAAUUCCAAUGUCAACUGUUCUGAGACUAUUUGUUUUACCCCAUAAAGAUGGCAGACAGAAUUAUUUUGUGGUUAGUCUGGAUCCACCUAUAAAACAAGGUCAAACAAGAUAUCAUUAUUUGGUGUUUCUUUUUGCUCAAGAUGAAGACACUUCACUCGAACUUCCUUUUUCUGAGGAGGAGUUAAAAGAAAAAUAUGAAGAUAAAUUAAGCAAAGAACUUUCAGGGCCUACCUAUGAUGUUAUUAGUCGCAUCAUGAAGGUUUUAGUUAACAGAAAAAUUACUGUACCUGGAGGAUUUGUGGGGCACUCUGGUACACCGGCUGUUGGAUGUUCUUAUAAAGCAGCAGCAGGUUAUUUAUACCCAUUAGAAAGAGGGUUCAUAUACAUUCAUAAGCCUCCGAUUCAUAUCCGAUUUGAAGAAAUAGCCAGUGUCAAUUUCGCUCGAAGUGGUGGAAGUACUAGAUCAUUCGAUUUUGAAAUUGAAUUGAAAAAUGGAGUGGUUCAUACAUUUAGUUCAAUUGAAAAAGAAGAAUAUGGAAAGUUGUAUGAUUUUAUAAAUGCUAAGAAGCUCCACGUGAAGAACAAGAAAUCAGAUAAACCUGGCUAUUCCGUCGAUGAAUUUGGUAAUUCUGAUGAGGAGAAAGAACCAGAUGCAUAUCUUGCACGUGUUAAGAGGGAAGCUGAAGAAAGAGAUGAAGGUGAGGGUGGUACAUCUGAAGAUGAGUCGACUGAUGAUGAUUUCGUCCCUGGUGGUGAAGCGAGUGAUGUCGCUGAAGAGUACGAUUCUAAUCCUUCGCCCACUGAUUCAGAUGAAGAUUCAGAUGCCAGUGGAGGAGGUGGAGGUGGAGAUGGUGGAGAUGAGAAAAAAGAAAAGAAAGAGAAGAAGAAAAAAGAGAAAAAGAAGAAAACAACAACAAUAUCUGAAAAACCAAGGAAAAGGAGACAGAAAAAAGAAAAAGAUGAAAAUAAACCCAAGCGAGCUCCUUCAGCUUAUAUGUUAUGGUUUAAUGAAAACAGAGAAAAGAUUAAAACUGAUAAUCCUGGCAUUUCAUUCACAGAUAUUGCCAAGAAAGGUGGUGAGCUUUGGAAGAAUCUUACGGACAAAUCAGAAUGGGAUAAACGAGCUGCGAAAAUGAAAGAAGAAUAUUUAGAAGCAAUGUCCGAGUACAAGGCCAGUGGAAAGGCAGCUGCUGCAAAAGAAAAAGCUGAAGGGAAGGAAAAGAAAACAGCAACAACAACAAAGGCUAGUAAAAAGGCAGUUGAUAAGUCACCAGAAAAAAGGGGUAGUGGAGGGGCAUACAUUUCAAAAGAAUUUAUUGAAAGUGACUCAAGUUCUGAUUCCGAUGCAAAAUCGAAACCAUCAGGCAACAAAAAAGCUUCUGAAGGGAGCGGUAGUGAUUCACCUAAAAAAUCCAGUCCAAAGAAAGAAAAAGAUAGCAAUGAAAGUGACAGUGGUGAAGAAAGUGAAUCGGAUAAAAAGAAAGUGCCUCCUAAGAAAGAAGUAGAGAAGAAAGGUGCUGCUAAGAAGAAAGAAGAGAGUGAAGACAGUGGAAGUGAUAGUGCAGAGAGUGCUAAAGGAAAAAGUAAGAAAACUAAAGGAAAAGAAAGCAACAAGAGAAAGAAACCAGACAGCGGGAGUGACUCAGACAAAAAGAGCACCAAAAAGAAAGGGAAGAAAGAUGAAAGCGAAGAUGAAGAUGAAGAACUAUCAGAAGAAAUUCUUAGUACCCCAACUGCUUCUAGUGCUGAAUCUGAUAGUGAUUAAUUUAUCUAUUUUAUACCUGUAUUAGCAUGUUUCCAAUCGAGUUGUUGGUGAUAGUUAAUUCGCAAUUUUUUCGAAAAUGAACGGACAUUAAUAUAUUUUUAUAAGUGGUCUUAAGUUUGUUUAUUACAACUAUUAAGAAUAGUUUAGACAAACAUAAUGAUUUAAACAAAUGUUUUCAAGCCAAAAAUUUUUGUUAGAUAAUAUUUUUGAUUUGUGUAUGUGGAUAAAUGUGAAUUAUCAAUUUAUCUACAAAUGAGAAUUUCAUAUGCCUGUUUUAAUUUACUUAACCUUAGGAAGUAUUUUAAUUUGACACAAAACGUUUUAAUUGUGUUUAUAAAUAAUCAUAUGUACAUAUUUUGAAACAUUUGAUACAUUAAUUCUCUGUUUAUAAAAUAUAAUUGAUUAAAUCUUUUUUGUUUAUUAUUUA